AAUUAGUCCUUUCCGUAUGUCGUCCAGUUGACCCAUUUCUCCGUUUUUCAUUCAGAAUUCUAUAUGGUAGAAGUGGAAGCAAAACCGUCGAGUUUGUCAGUUGAAGAGGAUGAAAAUGAAAAUGAAGAGGAAAAGCUUGAAGAUGUGGAAAAAGAGAAAUUAGUGAAACAGUUAAAGUUUGAAAAAGCAGAACGAAGACGGAUUGCAGAGGAAAUGGAAAAAGAGAUUCGAGAAGUUGAGGCAAAAUGGAUGGAAAAAGUUAGAAAAGCAUCUGAAGAGCGAGAUGAUAUUGGAAAGAAAAUUGAUGAGUUUGAAGAGAAAAUUGAUAGUCUACAAAUACAAGUACAUAGAAGUGAAACAUAUAAAAUGGAAAUUGAAGAAGCGAACAAACGGCUACGGUUACAAUAUGAAGCUCUCCAGAGAGAUUAUGAGGAAACAAUGCAGGAAAGAAGUAUUGUAUUAGAAGAAAACUCUCGUCAAAAUGAAGAGAGGGAUCGACUGCAAAAAGAAAUUGAAAAAAUGAAAGAGGAUUCUGAAGAAGUUGCUGCAUUAAAACAGAAACUUGAAAAUACAAGAAGACUCUUGAAAGUCAAUAUGGAAGAAACUGCUCAGGCAAAUGCUCGAAAAGAAGCUGCAAUUGCAAGGCUUACAGAAGCAGAACAAAAUGGAGCUAGAAUUACAGAAGAAAGAGAUGAAGCUUUGAGAAAAUGUCAACAGACAACUGGAGAUGCAAUUGUGGAUAUUUGGAAUACUCAUUCUGUUCAAAUUAAUUUGCCCUUCAACAAACCAAACUUGGGAAUUAUGCUUGGUGGAGGCCGUACGGACGAUGGUUCAAUUGUUCAUGGUCCAAUAUAUGUUAGACAAAUUGCUCACGGUUCUCCAUUUGAUAAUGUAUUGAAAAAGCUGGAUCAUAUAAUGAUGGUCAAUGACAUAUCUGUAACAGAUAUGGACGAAAGAAGUGUAAUGGGAAUGUUAUCCAACUGUCAUCACAUUCAUCUUGUUAUUAGAAGAAGAUCAAAUUGCAAUAAAAUUAGUGAUGUUUGUCUGCCAUUGAACUAUGGUGUAGGUCUUGAACUAUCCAAUGGAGUAUUCAUUAAUUCCUGCGAACCAAACGGUGCUGCUUCUCGUAGUGGAUUGGCUCCAGGGCAACGAGUUGUUCAUGUUAUGCACACUCCUGUUUAUGAUGCUAAACAUGCUGAGAUGCUAAUUAAAAAUUCUCGAGAGCCUCUAGUCAUUGGAAUUCUUCAAUCUACUAAACGAGGUGAUCAUAAUGGAAAGGAUAAACAUCGACAAACUAUAUUUUCGAGGUGGUUCAGUCGAAAUGGUGGAUCUGAUAAAGAGCGAACUGUUGUUGCAAAAGCGAAUAUUGAUCGUUCAAAUGAUCAAGUUCUUCUUCGUCAGGGAUCUCUGCGAAUGCCACAAGCUUCUCCAGCAUCAAUGAGUCCCUUGGUACGGUAUGGUUCUCUACGUGCUCCAACCUAUUCAAGUAGCAUUGAUCAUACAAAAUUAAUGCUGGAUGCACUGGAUAAAAGAUUCAAUGCAAAAUCCACAGCGCAUUCUGAAAUAAGUUCAUCUUCAACAGCCGCUCCAACAGCUUUAUGGAGCCCAUCUUCAGUUAAUGAAAAAGAUCUCGUAUUUGCUGGAACCAAUAUCGAAGGAGUUCCAGUAUAUGUUCCUAAGAGUACCAUAUUUAGCACACCAACGUCACCUGUGACAAGACUAAUCCGUCAAAAUAGUGAGCAAAAACGAACAAUGUCUCAAAUAUCAUCUCAUCGAGGAGGAUGGGAUGGAAGAAGCUUUUCAUCGAACACGACAACUUCAGAUGCUCGUCCAUAUUCUAUGCACUUCACACCUACAUCAUCAACUAUAAUGGAAGGAAAACCCCACAGAAGAUCAGCUGUUUACAGUCCAAGUCAUCCACCAGUAUAUCCUACAAUUCGGGAUGACUCUAUGUCUUCUGUUAUGUCUUCGAGUAACUCCAUUCGACUUCCAAGCACAAGUUUUUCCAAUCAGUAUCCUAAUAAUUCUACCUGCAGCUUGACUGGAGGGAGUGGAGUACCUCCACGUCAUUGCAUAAGUAAAGAUGGAAGUGAUUUUUCAAUUUCAACAACUGGAAGUGCAAUGCACAGUUACGCUGAGGGAAGAUCCAAUAAGAAAUAUCACUUGCCACGUGGAAAUCAUCACUCUGAAUCUCUUCUUGUAAACCGUUCAUCUCAACCGAGACUGGUCGAGGUUCCAAGAAGUGAUGUAAAACUUUGUGGUGGAAAUGCGAUUGGUAUCCUCGCUGAAAAAUCAAUUGGUUCUGACCUUCUCGAAGGAGAUCUCAUUUUAUCAAUCGAUGGAAAUUGCGUUCGAAAUACAACACUCGAGUGUGCAAUGAAUACUUUAUCAGCUGAUAAUUCGGAGUUAACAGGUCUUCUAGUUCAAGACGGUGGAGAUCGAUUGAAUCGUUUGAGACUUGGAGCUGACGGUGACAGUUUCUUCCUUCGUGUUAAUAUCGAUAGAUCAAUGGAGAACAAAGAUGAACUGGAUUUAAAAUGUGGUGAUGUUGUUUUCGUUGACAAGACUAUGUUAAUGGGCAAAACUGGAAGAUGGAGAGCAUGGAAAGUGGACAAAGAGGGACGACAAAGAGAACAUGGAGCUAUUCCAAGUUCAACGACUGUUUAUCAGGCAAUUCGAGCUAACAGAUAUGCAAAUCCGUUCCCGAAGAAGGCUUAUGAGUGGGUUGAGAAGUUGGAUACAAAAGUGAAACGACCGGUUCUUUUGUUUGGAGCAGUUGUUGAGCCUUUCCUUCAAAUGCUUGUUGAUGAAUCUGAUAAGUUUUCAAUUGUUGCAAGAGAGUCUUUAACUGCAAGUUUGGAUGAAGUAUCGGCUUUAUUGAAGGAUAAAGUAUUGAUUGAUUCGAAACAAAACGAUGAUGUUUAUGAUCUUUAUCACGUCGUAUCAACUGCUCAUAUUAUGGAUAUCACGGCUCAAGGACUCCAUUGUGUCCUCCAAGUUGAUCAGUCUGCAAUUGAUCGAUUGAAAAGAUGUAGAAUGUUCCCUAUUCUUGUGAAGAUUCGAUUCAAGUCAGUUAAACAGUUAAAAGAUGUCAAUGAACAUAUUUGUGGAGAGAAAAUCAGUUCAAAAGAAGCCAAACAGCUUAUUGAAAAGGAUUUGAAAAUAGAAAAAGAUCUUGAUGGAUCAGUUACACUUGUAGUGCCAAGUCAUAAUAAUGUCAGCUUCAUGAUGACUCACGCUGUUCUACAGCUGAAAAAAAUAAUUGAAGACGAGCAGAAAAAAAUCGUAUGGGUUCAAAGAAAAGUCGAUGAAGAAUAAAUAAUAUUGAGAAAGAGAACAUAGAAUCUCCGGUGCUUUUAUUGUUUGAAAAUGAAGUAAUUUGAAGAAAUAUAAAUUUGUUCAUAUGAAAAU
This is a messenger RNA of Caenorhabditis elegans, 3411 nucleotides long. RefSeq names its product PDZ domain-containing protein (gene magu-4). Lineage: Eukaryota; Metazoa; Nematoda; Chromadorea; Rhabditida; Rhabditidae. Bases 64 to 3318 code for a protein of 1084 amino acids. The record is from RefSeq and is marked reviewed. The transcript is spliced from 13 exons. Gene Ontology annotation, molecular function: nucleotide binding; ATP binding; transferase activity.